AUUUAGAGUAAUGAAGUAAAGUAAUUCAUAUCUUCUUUUUUUUACAGACAGAGCAUGUUGUUGCUGGAACAAAACCUAAAAGAGGUCAAAAGAAGAAGAAAGAUGUCAGUAAAAGAAUUCAAGCCCUUCCACCUGAAACUCUAAAAAGAAUUGAGCGCAGAAUGAGGGGAGAAAACCCACAGCAUAGUAAUGAAGAUAUUACUUUCAUUUGGGAUUUUGCUGGCCAGCAGCUUUAUUACAUUACACAUCGAAUUUUCCUAACAAGUGAGGCCGUGUAUUUGAUUUUGUUCAGUUUGAAAGAAGGUAUGCACAACAAGGGAAAGCGUAGAUUCUCUAAAAUGGCAAAGUAUGUGAUGACGUACGAUAUGACAAAUAUCCAGAUUAUCAAAUAUUGGAUGAGGUUGAUAUAUACAUACGCUAUCCCAGUUAAGGCACAACAGCAGCUACAAGCCAAGAAACCUCAAAUUGCGGUAGUCGGUACUCACAGUGAUUGCCUAGAGGGCACAAAAGAAGACAAGAAAAAGCAGAUUGAAGAACAGUAUGGAAUACUAUUCCAAGAGAUCAGAGGCACUCCAUAUGAAUCACACGUGGUCAGAAAAAUGUAUGCCAUCAGUAACAAGUAUGCAUCACAGUGUAAGAUGCUGAAAACACUUAAACAAGAUGUUGGUGGUUUUCUGAAAGAAAUGCCCAAAACAAUCCCCCUUAAGUGGCUCAAAUUCCAACAAAUAUUGCAGGAGAAUGGUAGGACAUCAUUGCACAUGACAUAUGCUAAGGUCUGUAAAGUUGCUACUGAAUGUGGAAUUUCUGUGGAGAACCUCAUCCACACACUCAACUACUUGCAUGAUCUUGGAAUCAUUCUGUACUUUGAGAACAACAGGCUGCUAAAGCAUGCUGUGAUAACAAACCCACGGAAGUUGAUUUUCAUCUUGAAGAAAAUCAUCACCGAAGUGGAGCCUGAUGUAAAGGCUUUCAAGUCUGGGUAUCUCUGGGACAGCCCUUGA
This is a messenger RNA of Anneissia japonica, 1001 nucleotides long. RefSeq names its product probable serine/threonine-protein kinase pats1. The coding region runs from base 162 to 1001 and encodes 279 amino acids. The record is from RefSeq and is a predicted model, not a curated record. The transcript is spliced from 7 exons. NCBI's taxonomy places the organism in Eukaryota, Metazoa, Echinodermata, Crinoidea, Comatulida, Comatulidae.